UCACCGGCGGCCAGGCGCUGCUUUUUAUUCCCCGGCCCCGCUACCUUCCGCCCCGAGCCCGGCGGUCAGAGCUGCGCGGAGACUCCUGCGGCACAGCCAGCCUUGUAACUCUGUCGGAGGGGGACCUGCGUGUGGGGGUUCUGCAACAUGGACUGUGUCGCUGCAGCCAAUACUGCCUUUGCCCUUGACCUUUACAAGAAGCUGAGUGAAGAUGAUCCUAAAAAGAACUUGUUUUUUUCCCCAAUGAGCAUUACUUCUGCUCUGGCAAUGGUCCUUCUGGGUGCAGAAGGCAAUACUGCAGCCCAGAUGUCAAAGGUGCUGUCUGUGGACAAAACUGAAGAGAUCCACCAGGGACACCAGCAACUGAUUUCUGAAAUCAACAAACCGGGCACCAAAUACUUACUUAGAUUGGCCAACAGGCUUUAUGGAGAAGCAACGUACGACUUCCUCACAACUUUUACAGAUGCAUGUGAGAAGUUUUACCACGCAGGUUUAGAGAGACUUAACUUUGUUGCAAAACCAGAUGAUUCUAGAAGACACAUAAAUUCCUGGGUAGAAGAAAAGACAGCAGGUAAAAUCAAAAACCUGCUCCCUGAUGGAUUAGUUGACUCUCUGACCAAGCUGGUCUUGGUGAAUGCCAUCUACUUCAAGGGAAACUGGGCAAACCAGUUCCUCCAGGAUCACACAAAGGAAAGGCCAUUCAGAAUUAACAAGAAUGAAAGCAGGCCUGUGCAAAUGAUGUACAAGAAAGCAAAAUUCAACCUGACCUACCUGCCGGAUUACCAAACCAAGGUCCUUGAGGUCCCUUAUGUCGAAAAUGAGCUGAGCAUGAUCAUUCUGCUUCCCGACGAAAUCCAAGACAAUUCCACCGGUCUGGAAAAGCUGGAGAGAGAAAUGACCUACGAGAAACUCAGGGACUGGCUGAACCCGGAGAUGAUGGACCUGACGGAAGUCGAGUUGUCUUUGCCCAAGUUUAAACUAGAAGAAAAAUACGACCUGAAGCCGGUUCUGAGCUGCAUGGGCAUGCCAGAAGCCUUCGACGUGGGCAAGGCGAACUUCCGCGGGAUGUCAUCCAGCAACGACUUGGUCCUCUCACAGGUUGUCCACAAGUCCUUCAUCGAGGUCAACGAAGAGGGAACGGAGGCAGCCGCGGCCACCGCCGCCGUGAUGAUGUUGCGGUGUGCGAUGAUCGUGCCACGAUUCACGGCUGACCACCCCUUCCUCUUUUUUAUCCAGCACAACAAAACAGGGACCAUUCUGUUCUAUGGGAGGUUUUCUUCUCCCUAAAGUGCCUUGUGGUCUGUCUGUACACAGUCCCACUGUAGUUCAGAGAGGGUUUCUGACCUCUCAUCAAUAUCCUUAUAAAUGGUGUCUCUUAUACUGGGCCUCCUUUCUGCUGCCUGCAGCAAGUUUUGUAGAGCUCCGUUAAUAGUUGGCUUGAUAUAAAGAAAACCCCUCCAUUGGAGCAAAAAUGGCCUGCUCACAAUUCAUAUUAAGAUGACCCUGUGUUCUUAUGUGCCUUAUGUAAUUAGGAGACUCUCACCACCUUAAGUGAUGCUGCUAAUGAAGUAGCAGACCUUAUUAAUUGCACUCAUCUCUCCUUUGGGGGGUGCAUGUGUUUUGCUAAGAAAAGCAGAGGGCUUGCUUCCUAGGUGACCUGUCACCCACUGAAUUUUGUGGUCUUCCUUUUUUCCAGGAUGCUCAAUGUCCAUUCUUGAUCUUCCUUUUUCCAGGAUGCUUCGUACAUAACAAAAAAAUGCUGUAAAACGAGUUUUACCAAAGGGUCUUAAACACCGUGAAUAUUUGUUUAUCAUCAGCUUUGAGUGUUUAAUGCUGCACAUGCCGCUUGCAACGUAUUUGAGUGCAGUACCAGAAUUUUCUAAACAAAUGACAGAUGUAAAAAUCAAGCGCCUGAACGGUCCUUCUAGAAAGAAUGAUACAUUUUCUGUACGUGCAGACAACGUUGUACUUGUCCCUGUGAAUUGUAUUCUGAAGUUCGGACUCUGGUGGAGUUGCUCCUUUCACAAGAUAUGAAACUAAGCAGCUUAUAUACACAGUCACAGGCAAGGGAUGUGUCGUUUGUUGAACCUGUUAAUUGGUUGUGAUGCGUAAUAUAAAUGUUAACACUUCGCCUGAAUCCUUCUGUUUUCUUUCAUAAUAUCACUGAAGUUUCUUGGACUUCCCAGGCAGCAGACAUGUUCACAAAUAAAAAUCAU
Gekko japonicus is the source of this 2216-nucleotide messenger RNA. Its product is annotated as serpin B6-like. Gene Ontology annotation, molecular function: serine-type endopeptidase inhibitor activity. The record is from RefSeq and is a predicted model, not a curated record. Lineage: Eukaryota; Metazoa; Chordata; Lepidosauria; Squamata; Gekkonidae. The transcript has 7 exons. The coding region runs from base 148 to 1287 and encodes 379 amino acids. Gene Ontology annotation, cellular component: cytoplasm. Gene Ontology annotation, biological process: negative regulation of endopeptidase activity.